CCCACAUUUAUCUGUUGAGACAUGGAAAACAAGGAGAGGGAACUUAGCAGUUUUCCCCUGCCGCCGAUCUAUCGCUCAAAGCUUGUUGCUGCUGGCUUUAUCACAGUGGGUGACAUAAAAGAUGUCAGACCAGUGGAACUUAGUAAAGAGUUAUCAAUAUCCAAAGAAGCAGCCCUGGAUAUUCUGCAGACUAUUGAAAACCAUUCCUCAACAAAACCUGGCAAUGGACAUUCAUCCAGUUGCUCUCAAGCACGAACAGCGUUAGAUAUGCUGAGAGAUGAGAGCCUGCAGCAGUAUAUUAUCACAUUCUCAGAGAGGCUAGAUGACAUGUUGGGGGGCGGGGUCCCACUGACCAAGACAACCGAGUUCUGUGGGGCACCUGGUAUUGGGAAAACACAGAUGAGUUUUCAACUCUCAGUUGAUGUACAGAUUCCAGAGUGUUUUGGGGGUCUAGGGGGAGAGGCAGUGUAUAUAGACACAGAAGGAAGCUUUAUAGUAGACAGACUAAUAGAUGUUGCCAAGGCUACAGUCGAACACUGCCAGCACAUUGCAGCAGCAGAGAAUAGUGCAGAGCAAGUUGAAGCCUUGAAGAAUUUUUCUGUGGAGUCCAUAUUAAAAGGAAUCCACUACUACAGGUGCCAUAAUUAUGUAGAGCUCAUUGCUACAGUGCAUCUUCUUCCAGAAUUUUUAAAGGAACACUCGCAGGUCAAGCUCAUAAUUGUAGACAGCAUAGCUUUUCAUUUCCGGCAUGACUUUGAUGAUCUUGCUCUAAGAACCAGGCUACUCAAUGGAAUGUCUCAGAGUUUCAUACGGUUGGCAAAUGAACACACUUUAGCUGUCGUGCUGACCAACCAGAUGACCACACGUUUCAGCGUUGACCAGCAAGGACAGUCGUACCUGAUUCCGGCCCUGGGGGAGAGCUGGGGGCACGCCAGUACGGUGAGGGUGGUGCUGUACUGGGAGAACAGCCAGAGAUGGGCCAAAUUAUAUAAGUCACCCUAUAGGAAGGAGGACACGAUACCAUAUCAAGUCACGACUGGAGGAAUAAGGGAUGUACAAAUUACAGAUCCUGUAACAGUACCCACACAUACACCAUUACAAGAUGAGUCACAACCUUGUGGUAAGAAAAGGAAAAUAGAUACACAAUGAACAGGAAAAAAGUAAUGUUAGCCCCCAUGGCAGCUUACAGAAUGGAUAUGCCUGAUAUAUUCUGGUGCCCUUUAAGGAAGACAAUUACCAAGAGCAUUGUACCUUAAAGGAGGAUUGACAGAAUGGAGAUUGACUUCUGGUAUUAUUGAUGUUGACAGGAGAUGGUGGGCACUAGGAUGUUUAGUUCAGCCAUUGGUUGCAGCAGAUGUGCUAAAAUCUAAAAUCAGAUUUGGCAGUUACAAGAAAUUUUGCUGGAACAAUGAACUUUUUUCCAAACAGACUGUAAAUUCAAAAUGGCAGCUUUAAAAAUUGUUUCUAAUCACUUGGAAUGCCUGAACACAAUUUAAUACAGGUCCUUGAAAAUUUUUAAAAUCAUUCAUGACCAAAAGGAUGACAACUUCAGUAUGACUGCUAUAGUGUUGAUGAGCUAGGAUGGUUGCCUCCUUUCCUCCACAAAUAACAGGUGGAUUAAUUUGUUAUGAUUUGCCAACCUUCAUGGAUACUUCACUUCACUUUUGGAACCUGAAGAGAUAGUAACUGGCUAGCAUUGCCAGUAUGUUGUUCACCAAGAGUGUGAUUAGAUCUGUCAAAGAUACUGGAGGAGACUUUUAACCUUUUUUUUCACUUUCAUGGUUAAUAAGUGCCCUUAAUAAGACCAUAGUCAUACAAAUGAUGUAAAAUUAACUGUUCAGUUUAUGUCAAAGAACAGUUUUACAACUGUUUAUGUUUAAUACAAAUAUUUAAUGAAAGUUUUGUUUGUGUCUAGUCUAGGCAUUUGUGAAAAAAAAACAAGGUUAGUUUUAGUUUACAACCUGAGCAAUGUUACAACAACA
This is a messenger RNA of Lingula anatina, 1982 nucleotides long. RefSeq names its product DNA repair protein RAD51 homolog 3-like. NCBI's taxonomy places the organism in Eukaryota, Metazoa, Brachiopoda, Lingulata, Lingulida, Lingulidae. Gene Ontology annotation, biological process: meiotic DNA recombinase assembly; reciprocal meiotic recombination; DNA repair. Gene Ontology annotation, cellular component: Rad51C-XRCC3 complex; Rad51B-Rad51C-Rad51D-XRCC2 complex; replication fork. The record is from RefSeq and is a predicted model, not a curated record. Gene Ontology annotation, molecular function: crossover junction DNA endonuclease activity; ATP-dependent DNA damage sensor activity; four-way junction DNA binding.